Molecule: messenger RNA, 392 nt
Organism: Strongylus vulgaris
Lineage: Eukaryota; Metazoa; Nematoda; Chromadorea; Rhabditida; Strongylidae
Source: the annotation of a GenBank genome assembly
AUGGCUGACGUCGUUCCGGAAGCCGAGGAAUUCGGUCAUGAUGUCCCAAUGGAUCCCGUGAUGGAACGAGAAAGUAGCGAGCAUUCCGAGGAAUUAGAGCUCAGUGAGGCUCAUGACUCGGAAGAUCAUCCUGACGACGCUGGUGGGGAGCCUUCUGAACGCUUCAGUCGAAAUGAAGAGGCUGGUCCUGCGGAACCCAAGCACACCACUGAAUCCCCGAUUGAACAAACGUUACCUCCAAAGCCGAGUUUUGAUUGGGACGCUUACCUACGAGAGCAAAAAGCUGAAGCAGCGCCUCGUGAAUGUUUUUUUCAACCAGAGACUCCACCAGAGAAUAAGUUUCAAAUUGGAAAGAAAUUGAUGAUUGCUGAUCCGAGAGGUAUGAUCUAACU